This is a messenger RNA of Lizanozyma spartinae, 1812 nucleotides long. It is a transcript of the gene LPT1, whose product is annotated as lysophospholipid acyltransferase. Gene Ontology annotation, biological process: glycerophospholipid biosynthetic process; lipid modification. Bases 1 to 1812 code for a protein of 603 amino acids. Lineage: Eukaryota; Fungi; Ascomycota; Pichiomycetes; Serinales; Debaryomycetaceae. Gene Ontology annotation, cellular component: endoplasmic reticulum; membrane. The transcript has a single exon. Gene Ontology annotation, molecular function: 1-acylglycerophosphocholine O-acyltransferase activity; 1-acylglycerol-3-phosphate O-acyltransferase activity. The record is from RefSeq and is a predicted model, not a curated record.
AUGUUGGGCGUUUUCCAAGAUGAAAUAAAGCAAUUGCUGGUGUCCACCGGCCUUGAUGCAGGGAACUUAAAGAUAUUGAUUUGUGCAGCUUUAUCAUUCCCCUUUAGUUAUAUUUUCAAACGGUUACCUGAUAACAACUAUCGAUUGAAGAAUCUUUUCAACAUCGGAGUAUCAUCAUUUUACAUUAUUGGGAUUCUUAAUGAAUGGUCAGGGCUUUGGAAUCUUUUAUUUUCGGCAUUAGGAUGUUAUUUCAUCACCCGUUAUGUCAAGACUUCUACUAUGCCAUGGAUCAAUUUUAUAUUCUUGAUGUCACAUUUGGCAUACAAUCAUCUUAAGGCCCAAUUUUUUGGUCAAACAGCCCCUGAUGACGUUGACAUCACGGGUGCUCAAAUGGUUAUGGUGAUGAAAUUGACAGCUUUUGGUUGGAACAUUUAUGAUGGGAAACAAAGUUUACUGAGUCUCUCUGAUUACGCUAAAGAAAGAAAAAUACUGAAACAUCCCAAUAUACUUCCUUAUUUGGGUUAUGUUUUCUUUUAUGCUUCUGUUUUAACAGGACCAGCUUUUGACUAUGCUGAUUACGAUAAGUUUAUCCAUUCCACAUUGUUCGAUGAUGUUCCACAAGAUAAACGUCCUGGUGCUCGUAAAAGACGGAUUCCUCGUAGUGGUAAGCCGGCUUUGAAUAAGUUGCUCCGAGGAAUAUUCUGGGCCUUUUUGUUUGUCAAUUCAAGUAAGUAUCUUUCACUUGAUUACAUUCUUAAUGGUCAAUUAUUUCAGGAGCAUAAUUUCAUCUACCGGAUCUUUUAUAUGUGGGGUUUGGGUUUCACCUAUAGAUUGAAAUACUACACUAUUUGGUCCAUAGCUGAAGGUGCGUGUAUUUUAUGUGGUAUUGGAUACAAUGGAUACGACAGUGAUACUGAUUCUUUUAAAUGGGAUCGAGUACAGAAUAUCAAUGAAUGGGCUUUUGAAACGGGCCAGAAUGUACGUGCAUGUUUGGAAGCAUGGAACAUGAACACCAACAAAUGGCUUAAGAAUUAUGUUUAUGUUCGUAUUGCUAAGAAGGGGCAGAAACCUGGAUUCAAGAGUACAUUAUUUACAUUCUCCACUAGUGCUUUCUGGCAUGGCACAUGUCCUGGAUAUUAUCUUACGUUUAUUGUUGGAGCAUUCCUUCAAACGCUUGGAAAGAUCUACAGACGAAACUUUAGGCCCAUAUUCAUGGAAGCAGAUGGGAAAACUCCUAAACCCACAAAGGUAUUUUACGACAUUAUAUCCUAUAUCAUCACUCAGCUUGCCUUUGGAUAUGCAGUUCAACCGUUUGUGAUCUUAGACUUUGGUAAGUCUAUUUACUGUUGGUUCACAGUAUAUUUCUGGUUACAUGGGAUAAUUGGAUUGACAUUCUUUGUGUUCAGGGGUCCAUAUAAGAAGCAAGUGACUCAAUUCUUACAGAGGUACCAUGCAAGUGCUGUAAUUCAAGAACAGAAGAAGAAGACAAGUGAACCUGAGUUGACAACAGACAAGAACGUGGAGAAGAAUGCCAAUGAAGUUGCACCGGUUCCUAAAGUCAUUGACAAGGAACAAGAAGUGCCAACGUUUGGUCUUCCCAGCAUUGAAGACUUGGAACAAUACGAUAAAGAGGAAGUUCAAAGAGAACUUCAAGAGAUUGGAGAAUCAUGGAAAUCAUUCCGUGCUCGGAGAGGAUCUCUUAAGGAUGAUGAUUUUGAAGGUUUACGCGAAGCUUAUGCCAAUUUCACUGCUGAAAUGAAUGAUAUAUUCCAGCAUGCUAAAGAGGAUGCUGAUCCAAAGAAGACAGAAUGA